AUGGAGUCCAUCUUCGGCUUGGUAGGGGACGGCUUCGCGGUGGUGGCGGCGGACACGUCAGCCGUGCACAGCAUACUGGUGCACAAGUCUAACGAAGACAAAAUCAUGGUGCUCGAUUCACACAAACUAGUCGCCGCCAGCGGUGAGCCCGGCGACAGAGUUCAGUUCACAGAGUACAUACAGAAAAAUGUGGCCUUGUAUCAGUUCCGUAAUGGGAUCCCAUUGACCACUGCUGCUGCGGCCAAUUUCACCCGUGGCGAGCUCGCCACCGCCUUGCGAAAGAACCCAUACAUGGUGAACAUCCUUAUGGCUGGUUUUGACAAAGAGGCCGGGGCAUCCCUAUACUACAUUGACUACAUUGCCUCGCUUCACAAGGUUGAAAAGGGAGCCUUUGGAUAUGGGUCAUAUUUUGCACUCUCACUGAUGGACAGGCACUACCACAGUGGCAUGUCUGUGGAGGAAGCAAUUGAUCUGGUUGAUAAGUGCAUUAUUGAGAUCCGGUCGAGGCUGGUGGUGGCUCCCCCCAAUUUUGUCAUCAAGAUAGUUGACAAGGAUGGUGCGAGGGAGUAUGCGUGGCGGGAAUCCAUCAGGGAUGCUAGUGUUGCUGCCGCAUGA
Messenger RNA from Prunus armeniaca (apricot), 615 nucleotides. The record is from the annotation of a GenBank genome assembly. Lineage: Eukaryota; Viridiplantae; Streptophyta; Magnoliopsida; Rosales; Rosaceae.